AUGUUCUCGACCACCUUCUCAUCCGCCAGCAGCCAAGCGCCAAGGAUCUAUGCCACCGCUGAAGAGGCAGAGGCAGCUGCGGCAAAUGAACGGCGUCAGGCUCCAUCUCCCAGGACGAAAGACGACUAUGCGACAGCCCAGAGCAAGCAGCGCGCGGAGAUGAUUCUGGGACAGUACGAUCUAUUGAUCAAGUACGCCGUGGAGAAUGGGGUUUCGAUACCGCAGACGAGGGCUUAUUUUCGGAAGGUGUCGUUGGGCAUUGCCACGGAGCCGAUUAUCAAGAAUUGGUUUUCGUAG
This is a messenger RNA of Cladophialophora carrionii CBS 160.54, 297 nucleotides long. RefSeq lists its product as uncharacterized. NCBI's taxonomy places the organism in Eukaryota, Fungi, Ascomycota, Eurotiomycetes, Chaetothyriales, Herpotrichiellaceae. The coding region runs from base 1 to 297 and encodes 98 amino acids. The record is from RefSeq and is a predicted model, not a curated record. The transcript has 2 exons.